Molecule: messenger RNA, 441 nt
Organism: Adineta steineri
Lineage: Eukaryota; Metazoa; Rotifera; Eurotatoria; Adinetida; Adinetidae
Source: the annotation of a GenBank genome assembly
AUGAUUGUGGCAACAUAUGAUGGUGCUGGUUUUGGUUCAUUUGGUGAUUCAGCAUUAAGAUUUGAACAACGUUUAGAUGAUUUCUAUAGUCUAACUCAUCCAUUAUUAACAUAUGCAGCAUAUCAAGGAACAUUUGCAAUUAUUACAUCAGCACUUAUAUCAGGAGCAAUUGUUGGAAGAAUGAAAGUAAUUCCUUAUAUGAUAUUUAUAGCAAUUUGGACAACUGUUUGUUAUAAUCCAUUAGCACAUUGGGUUUGGGGAGAUAAUGGUUGGUUAAAACAUUUAGGAACACUAGAUUUUGCUGAUGGAUCAGUUGUACAUAUAUCAUCUGGUGUAUCAGGUUUUGUUGCUUCAUCAAUCUUAGGAAAACGUAUUGAUUAUAAACCUCCUGCAUCCAAUGUUCAUAAUAUUCCAUUUACAGUUCUUGCUACUUGUUUAUGA